Messenger RNA from Neocloeon triangulifer, 4294 nucleotides. RefSeq lists its product as uncharacterized. The transcript is spliced from 15 exons. The coding region runs from base 128 to 3823 and encodes 1231 amino acids. The record is from RefSeq and is a predicted model, not a curated record. NCBI's taxonomy places the organism in Eukaryota, Metazoa, Arthropoda, Insecta, Ephemeroptera, Baetidae.
CGCACUUUAUGCAUUCAGGCGGAUUGCCGUCUUUGGCGUCUUUCCCGGGUCUUUCCGAUCUGUAGAAUUCUCAGUUCUGCAUCGUCCUGCAUCCGCUUGACAUGGAAUAAUUAUCAACAAAGGCAAAAUGGAGAACGACAAAAGAGGAUUGCAGAACCUUUUCACGGACAUUGAAAAUGACAAAGGUUUCAAUCCCAAUCAUCUGGAUAAACUUGAAGCUUUAGUUUGUAGAAUUUUGCCACAGAUACUCACAGUGAGCGAUGUGGGCCAGUUAACAGUGAUAUUAGAAUGUGCACACAAACUGCUCCAGCAGUUAUCAAAGAGUCCACGUUUAAACAAUGGAGGUGAUAGGCUCAGGGUGGCAGAUAUCAUUGCUGAUUGCCUGAAGAAAGGAGAAAACUUACCUUCCAUGCCAACUCGAGACUUUGUCCUCUUAAAGUUGUGUGCUUCCAAAGGUCUAAAGAUUACAAAUCAUUUGCUCCUGAAGUGCUUUGGAAGUCUCUUGAAAUUCUCAUCACUCUUAAAAGACAAAGAGACUGUGCUUGAAGCUUUAGAAUGUCUUGCCUUCUUUCUUCAAAGACUGAGUCGGUCAACAAGGAAUAAGCUUCGAGAAGAGCACAAUAAUGAGCUGCAAUGUCUUGUGAAGUACAUGCUGCAGUGCGGUGACUACGUUACCCAAGAGCGUAUUGCAGAAAUUCUCAGCAGAGUCGCUCCAUCAGACAAAAAGCAGGAGGCAGCAAAUAUCUGGUUCAAGAGCUUUUCUUCUGAAACGAGAAAGCUGUUCUUGGAUUUUGGCAAGACAUUCUUCCAAAUUGAGGUGCAGGAGUUCCUGAAUUCUAUCAACACCACCUUUGAAACUGGAGUUAAUACAUUUGUCUGCUACAAAAUCAUUUACCAAAAUAAGGAAGUGUAUAGACCUGAUCUUUAUAACCACAUGCACGUCAACUUCAGCAUGCGCUCUAAGUCAAUUGACUUCACAGUUUUGCUUAAGGAAGGUCAUGCAGAUGAUGAAACCAACCCACUCUGUUGCAUUGAAGUGCCUAUCAAAAUGGUCAAGGAAGCAGUUUUGAUGCCUUCCAAUAAAAAAGGCUUUCAUGUGCUUUCGAUGUCUGUGAGAAUAGGAGCUCCCGAAACGCCUUGUCUCGAAAAGCAAGCUGAUCUUGUGAUGGUUUUGAAGGAUUUGGAUUGUGAAAUUGUCAAAAUGUUACUGGAAGACAAAUUGGAGAACGAUCUCUCAAAAAUUAGUGAACUGACAUUUGAAGCCAGCCAAAACGCGUUGGAUGUUUCAAAGACCGUGCCUUACAAAAUUGACAGAGGCAGUAGCAGGUUACUGGAUAUUGAUGGUGCCAAUACUGCGAUAAUGAAAUCUAAAAAAGUUGGGCGUGCUGAAGACUCAAAUAACCCAAAAACAUUUAUAAAUGAUCUUGUCCCCAAUUCCCCUGGCGGGUCCACAUAUGCUGAUUUUAAAACUGUCUGUGGUUCAGAUCAGGAAAUUUCUGACGCAGAGGAAACAAAAGUACAGCUUCCUUCAAAAAGAAAGGCAACUCCUGUGGUGGAACAAAUGUCUACAGAUUGGAGUGACAAUGACGAUGAGCCAAGCAAUCUGCAUGUAAAUGAAAGAAAAGGAAUUCCAGUUUUCCAAAAGCAGGAUAAUCAGGUAGCUCCUGGAUUGGGGAAGCGAAUACCAAACCAAAAAGUCACUCCUGCUGCAACUCGUACUUUCACAAGAGUAGCCACUCCAGCACCCCCUUUCCAGGAGAAGGUGAAGGUUGGGCAAAAAAGGAAAGCAACUCCAGCUAUCAACCUGUUGACCACUGUGGAUAAAAUUGGCUCAGAGGAUUUAAAUGAUGUAACUAAUCGUUCUGAAAGAAAGAUGGAUCGUUUGAACAAAAUUCCUUCUACUCCAGCUGUCAACCUAAAGCAGAGUAAUCAACUGAUGAGAAAUGAUAAGAAAAUUCCAGUGACGAAGCCCCGUGGGAGACCAAAGAAGACUCCAAUUCAACAAGCUAUAACACAGAAGGCCAACAAGCAAAGCUCAUCUAAAGCUUCAAAGGAUGUGCCAUCAAAGACGGAGAAGUCUGCCCCAAUGGUUACAAGCAAGGGUGAUGAUCUCCGUUCAUCAAAAAGAACUGAAGUUGCUGUCAGUAAUGAACCAACGGAGAAAAAGAAACUGGGAAAAUCUGAUGUCUUGAAGAAACAAUUAUUUAAAGACUUGCCAGCCAAUCUGAUCACCAGCUCUAGCAAGCCUACAGUGUUUGAUAUUACCAAGCAGUAUGAGAAUAAUAAAAAAACCAAGAUUGCCCAGGCCCAGAAUAGGAAGCCAAUUUUUCCAUCAAGCUUUAACAUGGGAUCAUACAGCAAAGAUUCAGUCUUUGACGAGGUUCUUAAGACAAGCUACCCUGACCGAGAAAACAGGAGCAAAGUCAAACCUGUGCAGUUUGUGGCACCAAUUAGUGAUACCUCGUCUGUGGUUCCAAGCAAAGAAAAACUAGCAACAUUGGAUGAGCUACUUGCCAGUGAGCCAAAACCACCAAUGAGAACCACCAUAAAGAAGCGCUCAACUGCCUCCAUUGAAAAACUAUUCUCAGGAAGAAAAACUCCAAAAUCUGAAGAUGCCCAGUUUAGCAAAAUCACAAAAAUGUUGAGCAAGGGAAAACCUACAAAUUUGAAGCUUCCCCUUUCUCUUUCAAAGGAUAAUGUUUCUAGUUAUACCACGCACACAAAGGCUGUAGCUGCCACUGAGGCUUAUGGGAACUUCAACAGAUAUGACAAGAAACCACAGAAUUCAAAGAACCACUUAAACAAUGACAUUGAAAUCCAGUUGCCAGCAGCUGCUGCUUCAAACAGGGACAGGGGUGUUGGUAAUAUUGGGAAAGCACCCAAACACCAGCUGAACAAGUCAUCUGACACAAAAGAUGAUGAUGAUUGCACGGUAAUUAGUGUUCAAAAUUUGAAGACGAUAGAAGACAAAGUUAUGAAGAACAGUGAAAUUUUGUCGUAUGACUUUGAAGACCUGUAUGAUACAUGGGAGCCAAUCAAAGAAUCUGCCAAAGGGCAGGUUCGUUAUUCGUCAACAUUGAAGAAUGAUCUUCAGAUAAUGCAGAAUGAUCUUGAGAUGAUUAUUGAGAAACAAAAAUUGGAUAUGGCAAUGACGUCUAAUCAAAGCCGUAUUCGUAAGGUUCUUGAAAAGCCACAAAGUCCUGAACUGGAGCAGUGGAAGGCCAGUUCUAUAGUUGACCAAAAAAAUGCCAUCCCCUGGGGAAAUUUGCAAGGAAACCCCAAAAAAAAUAAUUGCAGCAACAAAAAGAGCAAGCAAUUGGAUCCCAAAGACAAUCCAAAUAUUUCUAAAAAAAAUAUGCUGCUGCAUUUGCUCCCAAAAUGUAGUAUGCAGACAGCGGACACAAAUGUCAAGAAUCUGAAAGAAAAAAUCAAACACUUGUAUGAAUUGUAUAACCAAGAAGAGGCUCAAGGAAACAAAAUUUCCAAGUUGAUUAUUUUGAAGAAGAUGGUACAUCAGUUGAAGGAAACUGUUAAAGUAGAAAGUUCGCAACUGGAAAUUAUCAGCCAUCGACAUGAUCUCUUGGAAGAAGUGAAAGAGGCUUUUGAUGAGAAAUUCAUGGACCCUAUGGAGAUUACCAACAAGCGUCCAGUAAUUACCGAGUUGGCUGAUGAAUUGCUGCAACUAGGUGCAGCUACAAUUGAUGAGGAUGCUGUGAUUGAUAAGGUGGACGAUCUUAUUGCCCACGCCCUUGAAAUUUCAAGAGAAGGGCUAAGGGCAUCGAUUAAAAAGUUAAUCGUAGAUUCUUGGAGCGUGAAAGAUUGAUACAUCAGUCAGCUUGGGCAAAUCUAAAUUUGCUAAUUUCAAAUAAUUUCAUUUAAUACUGAUGAAUAGGAAAUAGUAUGCCUUGCUUUUCUGAGGAUUGAGGCAAUUUUCACGUAAAAAGUUGACUGAGCAAACAUAUUUCUGCAAACUGCUCAGUAGUUAACUUAAGAGUAUUGCAUAAAUUCUUACUAGUUUACAAAGUUCUUGCUUCAAUAUUGAAGAAAAUUAUCAAAAAAUUUAGUUUCUUAAAUGUAAGCUACUAUGUUUCUUAAUUUUACAAAAAUUCAAGACUAAAUUUAGUAUAAAAGUGGACAAAUUGCUAAUUAUGCAAGUUUUUUUUUUUAAAUUAACGAUUCAUAUGAAUUACAUAUGUAUGCAACCUGCAAGACAUGUAUGCAUAGCACAUUGCAUUCUCCUUUAUUCAGAAGAUAAUGUUUAUUAAUAUUGAAUAAAAAGUAUUGCAGUAUGAAG